CGGGGAUGGACACAUAGGAUAACACGCCGGGGAUGGACACAUAGGAUAACAUGCCGGGGAUGGACACAUAGGAUAACACGCCGGGGAUGGGCACAUAGGAUAACACGCCGGGGAUGGACACAUAGGAUAACAUGCCGGGGAUGGACACAUAGGAUAACAUGCCGGGGAUGGACACAUAGGAUAACAUGCCGGGGAUGGACACAUAGGAUAACACGCCGGGGAUGGACACAUAGGAUAACAUGUCGGGGAUGAACACAUAGGAUAACACGCUGGGGAUGGACACAUAGGAUAACAUGCUAGGGAUGGACACAUAGGAGAACAUGCCGGGGAUGGACACAUAGGAGUGAAUGCAGGGUUCGGGGAGAGUGGAUAUAGUGAAUGCAGGGGUCCGGGGAGAGCGGAUAUAGUGAAUGCGGGGUCCGGGGAGAGCGGAUAUAGU
Molecule: messenger RNA, 439 nt
Organism: Staurois parvus
Lineage: Eukaryota; Metazoa; Chordata; Amphibia; Anura; Ranidae
Source: the annotation of a GenBank genome assembly